This is a messenger RNA of Octodon degus (degu), 1223 nucleotides long. Its product is annotated as aldo-keto reductase family 1 member C1 homolog. NCBI's taxonomy places the organism in Eukaryota, Metazoa, Chordata, Mammalia, Rodentia, Octodontidae. Gene Ontology annotation, molecular function: aldose reductase (NADPH) activity; bile acid binding; ketosteroid monooxygenase activity. The transcript is spliced from 9 exons. Gene Ontology annotation, biological process: prostaglandin metabolic process; progesterone metabolic process; daunorubicin metabolic process. Gene Ontology annotation, cellular component: cytosol. The record is from RefSeq and is a predicted model, not a curated record. Bases 41 to 1012 code for a protein of 323 amino acids.
AACAAGAAACAGAAUCUGUUUUGUCAGAGGUGCAGCAGCAAUGAAUUCCAAACAGCAGUGUGUGGAGUUGAAUGAUGGUCACCUCAUGCCUAUACUGGGAUUUGGCACCUAUGCUCCAAUUGAGGUGCCCAAGAGUAUGGCUACAGAGGCCACUAAAUUAGCUAUAGAUGCUGGAUUCCGCCAUAUUGACAGUGCUUAUUUGUACCAAAAUGAGGAGGAAGUGGGACUUGCUAUUCGGAGCAAGAUUGCAGAUGGCACAGUUAAAAGAGACGACAUAUUUUAUACUUCAAAGCUUUGGGGCACCUUCCAUCGACCAGAAUUGGUUCAAUCUUGCUUAGAACGGUCAUUGAAAAAACUUCAAUUUGACUAUGUGGACCUCUAUCUUAUUCAUUUCCCAUUGCCCAUGAAGCCAGGAGAAGAGAUUCUUCCAACUGAUGAACAUGGAAAACUAAUAACUGACACAGUGAAUCUGUGUGCUACUUGGGAGGCCAUGGAGAAGUGUAAAGAUGCAGGAUUGGCCAAGUCCAUUGGGGUGUCCAACUUUAAUCGCAGGCAGCUGGAGAUGAUCCUGAACAAACCAGGCCUCAAGUACAAGCCUGUAUGUAAUCAGGUGGAAUGUCAUCCUUAUCUCAAUCAAAGCAAGCUGCUUAAUUUCUGCAAGUCAAAAGACAUUGUCUUAGUUGGCUACAGUACCCUGGGAUCCCACAGAGAAAAACCCUGGGUGGACCAGAACUCCCCAGUUCUCUUAGAUGACCCUAUUCUUUGUGCCAUGGCAAAAAAGUACAAGCGGACUCCAGCCCAGAUUGCCCUUCGCUAUCAGCUGCAGCGAGGGGUUGUGGCCCUGGCCAAAAGUUUCAAUGAGAAGCGGAUCAAAGAGAACAUGCAGGUUUUUGAAUUCCAGUUGACUUCAGAGGACAUGAAAGAAUUAGAUGGCAUCAAAAACAAUGUCAGAUAUAUCACAGUUGAUGAAGCUAAAGCCCAUCCUAACUAUCCAUUUUCUGAUGAAUAUUAACAUCAAGGCUUUUGAACUAACUUCCCCCAGAAGAUCUUGUGCAUGGAUGUGGAUGUAAGAGAUCUCUCAAAUUCAGAGGUUUAGACUCGCUUCUUCUCACCAAUUCAUGCUAUCAACUCAUAGUAUGGUGGAAUUAUACUACAGAUUUGGAAGAAGGGCAACAUCUUUUUGUCACAUUUUGAAAACAAUAAAUUGUUUUCCCUAAAAAAUC